CCACCCCUCUCGACCCGACAGGCUGAGGAAUCACGUCCACGUGUCGCUCCAGAUCGUCCCAUCUUCCAGGGAACAGGGAAGGGAAAUGGCUGUGAUGGAGCCAACUCAGGAUUUCCCAUUCCCAAACCCGAGCUGAUCGCCUGGCUGGAGCAAGGGGAAGAGCCAUGGGUGCCCGAUCUCCAGGCCUGCGAGGAAGGAAGGCUUCGUAGAUGCACCCGCACAGCAGGCGCUGAGCGAGGGAGUGAGAACCAGGAGGGGAAUCAUCAUCAGGAAGUUCCUGGAAAAGUGCAACCACAGGGGACCUUUGUGGGAGGACCUGAAGAGAAUUUUUCCCAGUGCUCUGAGGGAGAAUCCUGUGGAAAUUGGCACAGGUCAGAGAGGCUUCCAGGGAACCACCCCAGAAACAAAGUGGAUGAAUCUAUUAACGGUGGGGGACAAAACAAAUAUCCCAGAGUGCAGCAGACAAAUCCCAAGGAAGAGACACCCUGGCACUGCCUUCAGUGUGGGAAAGGAUUCAUUGUGAGAUCACGGCUUGUGACACAUCAGACAAUCCAUAUUGGAGAGAAACCCCUUCAAUGCUUGGACCGUGGGAAAAGCUUCAAUAAGCGCAAAGAUCUUAAUAACCAUGGGAGAAGCCACACUGGAGAGAAGCCCAUUCAGUUCCUUGAGUGCGGGAAACGUAUCAGUUCAAAGUCGGCACAAAAGUCACAUAAGAAAAGCCACACAGGAGAGGAACCCCACAAGUGCUUGGACUGUGGGAAAAGUUUCAUGCAAAGGUCAGACCUUGUUCAACAUCAGGCAAUCCACACAGAAGAGAGAUCCCAUAAGUGCUUACAAUGUGGGAAAAGUUUCACAUGGAGGUCGGCGCUUGUUAAUCAUCAGGCAAGCCACACAGGAGAAAGACCCCACAAGUGCUUGGACUGUGGGAAAAGUUUCAUGCAGAGGUCACAUCUUGUUAAACAUCAGGCAAUCCACACAGGAGAGAGACCCCACAAGUGCUUGGACUGUGGGAAAAGUUUCAUAAGAAGGUCAAACCUUGUUGAACAUCAGGCGCUCCACAGAGGAGAGAGACCCCACAAGUGCUUGGACUGUGGGAAAAGCUUCAUACGAAGGCCAGACCUCGUUUGUCAUCAGGCAUUCCACACAGGAGAGAGACCCCACAAGUGCUUGGAUUGUGGGAAAAGUUUCCUAAGAAGGUCACACCUUGUUCAACAUCAGGCAAUCCACACAGGAGAGAGACCCCACAAGUGCUUGGACUGUGGGAAAAGUUUCAUACGAAGGUCAGAGCUUGUUUAUCAUCAGGCAAUCCACACAGGAGAGGGACCCAACAAGUGCUUGGUCUGUGGGAAAGGUUUCAUAAAGAGGUCACAGCUUGUUCAGCAUCAGGUAAUCCACACAAGAGAGAGACCCCACAAGUGCUUGGACUGUGGGAAAAGUUUCAUACGAAAGUCAGACCUUGUUAAACAUCAGGCAAUCCACACAGGAGAGAGACCCCACAGGUGCUUGGACUGUGGGAAAAGUUUCACUCGGAGAUCAACCCUGGUGAAACAUCAGAGAAUCCACACAGGAGAGUGACUCUAUAAGUGCUUGGACUGUGGGAAAAGUUUCACAUGGAGAUCAUUCCUCAUUCAACAUGGGAGAAUCCACACAGGAUCUAAACUUCUGUGACACGUGACAAGAAAGGGUUAAGCAGCUUGCAUGUAAUUGACUCAGAUCAGGCCUUGUUACACAUCAGGCAAGCCACACAGGACAAAGACUUUAUAAAUGCUUGGCAUGUGGGAAAAGCUUCAGUAACAGCAGAAACCUUAAUAAUCAUUGAAGAAUGCACACAGAAGAGAGACCCUAUAAAUGCCUGGACUGCAGGAAUGGUUUCCAUUGGAAAUCAGCCCUUCAUAACAAAAGGAGGAGUCUGGUGGCAUCUUAAAGACUAACAGAUUUAUUUGGGCAUAAGCGUUCGUGGGUAAAAAAACCCACUUCAGAUGCAUGGAGUGAAAAUUACAGAUACAGGCAGAAAUAUACUGGCCCAUGAGGAGAAGGGAGUUACCUUACGAGUGGAGAACCAAUGCCGACAAGGCCAAUUCAAUCAGGGUGGAUGUGGACCACUCCCAAUGACUGAUGAGGAGGGGUCAAUACCAAGAGAGGGAAAAUUGCUUUUGUAGUGAGCCAGCCACUCCCAGUCCCUAUUCAGGCCCAAAUUGAUGGUGUUAAGUUUGCAAAUGAAUUGUAGCUCUGCAGUUUCUCUCUGAAGUCUGUUUUUGAAGUUUUUUGGUUGAAGGCUACUUUUAAAUCUGUUAUUGAAUGUCCAGGGAGAGUGAAAUGUUCUCCUACCGGCUUUUGUAUGUUACCGUUCCUGAUGUCCUAUUUGUGUCCAUUUAUUCUUUUACAUAGAGACUGUCCGGUUUGGCCAAUGUACGUGGCAGAGGGGCACUGCUGGCUCAUGAUGGCAUAUAUCACAUUGGUAGAUGUGCACGUAAAUGUGCCCCUGAUGGCGUGGCUGUUAUGGUUGGGUCCUAUGACGGUGUCGCUAGAGUAGAUAUGGGGACAGAGGUUGGUAACGGGAUUUGCUGCAGGAAUUGGUUCCUGGGUUAGUGUUUCUGUGGUGUGGUGUGUAGUUGCUGGUGAGUAUUUGCUUCAGAUUGGGAGCUGUCUGUAAGCGAGGACUGGCCUGCCUCCCAUGGUCUGUGAGAAUGAGGAAUCGUUUUCCAGGAUAGAUUGUAGAUCGUUGAUGAUGCACUGGAGAGGUUUUAGCUGGGGGCUGUACAUGAUGGCCAGUGGUGUUCUGUUAUUUCCCUUGUUGGGCCUGUCCUGUAGUAGGUGACUUCUGGGUAUCCAUCUUCCUUUGUCAGUCUGUUUCCUCACUUCCCCAGGUGAGUAUUGUAGUUUUAAGAAUGCUUGAUAAAGAUCUUGUAGGUGUUUGUCUCUGCCUGAGGGAUUGGAGCAAAUGCAGUUGUAUCUUGGGGCAUGGCUGUAGACAAUGGAUCAUGUGAUGUGUCCCGGAUGGAAGCUGGAGGCAUGUAGGUAAGUAUAGAAGUCAGUAGGUUUUCAGUAUAGGGUGGUAUUUAUGUGACCAUCACUUAUUUGCACUGUAGUGUCCAGGAUCUCUUGUGUGGUCCAGGCUGAGGUCGAUGCUGGGGUGGAAAUCUUUGAAAUCCUGGCAGAAUUCUUCAAGGGCCUGCUUCCCAUGGGUCCGUAUGAUGAAGAUGUCAUCAAUGUAGCGCAAAUAGAGGAGGGGGCGCUAGGGGACAAGAGCUGAGGAAGCGUUGUUCUAAGUCAGCCAUAAAGAUGUUGGCAUGCUGUGGGGCCAUGCGGGUACCCAUAGCAGUCUCACUGACUUGAAGGUAUAAAUUGUCCCCAAAUCUGAAAUGGUUGUGGGUGAGGACAAAGUCACAAAGCUCAGUCACCAGAUGUGCCAUGGCCUCAUCAGGGAUAAUGUUCCUGACAGCUUGUAGCCCAUCCUCAUGUGGAAUACUGGUGUAAAGAGCUUCUACAUCCGUGGUGGCCAGGAUGGUGUUUUCAGGAAGAUCACCAAUACGUUGUAGUUUCCUCAGGAAGUCAGUGGUGUCUCGAAAAUGCUGGUAGAGUUGGGUCUGAGGAGAGAGUCCACAUCGCCAGAUAAUCCUGCUGUAAGAGUGCCGAUGCCUGAGACGAUGGGGCGUCCAGGAUUUCCAGGUUUAUGGAUCUUGGGUAGCAGAUCGAAUACCCCAGGUCGGGGCUCUAGAGGUGUGUCUGUGUAGAUUUGUUCCCAUGCUAUAGCAGGGAGUUUUUUGAGCAGUUGAUCCCCUCAGUGGGAUCGGAGGACAGUGGCCUGUAGAAUGUGGUGUUGGAAGGUUUCCUGGCAGCCUCCUGUUCAUAAUCCGACUGUUCAUGAUGACUACAGCACCUUCUUUGUCAGCCCCUUUGAUUAGAAUGUCAGGGUUGUUUCUGAGGCCGUGGAUGGCGUUGUGUUCUGUGUGGCUGAGGUUAUGGGGUGUGCGGGCAAUUUCUCAGGCCUAAACUUGAUCUAUAGAGAGGAAAGCUUAUUAUAUGGAAAUGCUGUAACUCAAGAAACCUACAGGCCCGUGUCCUGUAUGACUUAGGCCAGCAUAGUAAAGUGCAGUAGGCCUGUGUCUGUUGACACAGAUAAUCAGUUAAGCCACUGUGGGUACGUGACUAGGGGCUGGAAGGGGGGCUGAGGGGGACCAAGCAGCGUCCGAAAAGUCCCCAACUGCACGUUAUUGCACCAGCCAGCUCUGUAAAAACCCCCAGCCGCAAUAUUGCACCAAUUAAUCGCAGAUUUUAUUACCGCUGAUAAACAAGUUUUUGCUGUACUAAUAUGGAGUUGUUUUACUAUAUUCCUUAUAAGGCAUUAUUAAUGAGGCUUGAGUGUUGGAAAAAUAUUGAUGGGGAAUUAUAUUUGCUUGAAAGCAAUUACGAACCUAUUACGAAGUUACGAAGUUUGUGUGUUAUUGGAGGAGAGCCAGAGAGCAGCUUGGCACCUGCGUGUGACCUGCUGUUUCUCUCCCUGCAUGCUUGUAUCCUAAUAAAGGAGCCCCAGGCUGUUCUGAUUCAAAAAACAACGCGUGGUGGUUUUUUCCACAACAGGGGUCAGUGACGCUGUUUGUUCACAAUCUCAGCCUGUGCACGUCUGCAGAAGCACUCUGUGUAGAAGUCCAGUCUGUCAUUUCUACCCUCAGGAGGAGCCCACGUGGCAUUCUUUUCCUUGUAGUGUUGGUAGGAGGGUUCCUGUGGGCCAGUACUCUGAUCAGUGGUGUGUUGAAAAUAUCCCUUGAGUCGGAGACGAUGAAAGUAGACUUCCAGAUCUGUAUCAUGGCGGGGGGGGGAAGAGAGUCCCCCAGAUAGGACAGACUCCCGAGAUAUAUACAGAGAACAUCUUCCUACUGUAUGCUCCACUCUAUGCAUCUGAUGAAGUGGGUCAUAGCCCACGAAAGCUUAUGCCCAUAUAAAUGUGUUGCUCUCUAAGGUGCCACAAGUCCUCCUCGUUCUUUUUGUGGAUACAGACUCAUACAGCUACCACUCUGAAACCUCCUUCCCCUGUCACUGUCACGCUCCACUCUCCACACAGCAGCAUCUGUCCCAGCCAUGGAAAGUUUAACCUGCCUCCGUUCUAUCCCUCCACCUCCCAAGGUGUCACGUACCACCCUGUGCCUGGCUCUCCAUGCUUAGGAGUCACAGCUUUGAUGUCUAUGAUCUUAGUCAGACUCUGGAGGGCUGGAGAAGGAAGUGUCACAGACCUGGAGUGGGCAGGGAAAUCUCAAUGAGCUUCAAAGCACAGUUGGACCUUCAGAUUUUAUAGCCCUGUUUCCAUCUAUUGGUAAAAUUGCUUUCUGGCUUUUUCUAGGUUUGGUCCAGAUCAUUUAUAGAUGGGAAGGUUUUUUUGUUUUUCUUUCUCUUUCUUUUGUUAUGAUGAUGCUAAACUUUUGUAACUCAUACAGCUGAAUAAUGGGGUGAGAAAUGAAGCCGGUUUAGCCACUUCAGAAGAAAAUGGGUAAAUUUCUUCCCCUGAUUUUAAGUCUUAAAGGAUUGUCUGAGAUUUCACUUUAUGAAUGUGAAAUCAUUUUAUAGCCCACCCUGGACUGUGGAUUUUUCUCUUUGUGAAGGCCGUGAGGUCACCUACUUUGAUAUUAGUUUAGUUUGACAGGAUGUAGUUCAGAUUUAUUGCAGAUUUCAAGAGACAAAUGGUCAUUUGCCAGAAUUGUCCUUUUUUAGAUUUUAUUUUAUUUUAAUGUUUAUCUAACCCUUUGUUGUGAGAUUUUUGUGUGUGGUUUGAACAAUGACCGUGAUCAGUAUCUCACAGCAGGAACACUGAUGGUGAGAACUAGAUUCAGAAGGUGAGAAGCAGAGACUGAAAUGGAAAUGAAGUUACUGCCUGUAAAAGCAAAAUUAAGUGGGCACAAACUUUGGUCAAGUUAACUAUGUACGUGAUAAAGAGCUGAGGGGCGGCGGG
Molecule: messenger RNA, 5944 nt
Organism: Caretta caretta (loggerhead turtle)
Lineage: Eukaryota; Metazoa; Chordata; Testudines; Cheloniidae
Source: RefSeq, a predicted model, not a curated record